UGGAUGACUCGGAUCAAGUGUGACCUGGUAGAUGGACUAGACCUACUGGAUGGCUAUAUACUGCUUUGUACUGCUAUGGAUGAGUAAAUAGCUAUGAAGCAGCCAUCCUCAGGCUCAUGCUCUCGGAUCUCCCCCAUGCGACAGGACUGCACCAGCUACUCAGCUACUCAGCUACUCAGCUACUCAGCUACAGCUCAUUCCCUCUCUCUUCCCUCUUUCUCUGCUCUUACACUCCAAGGCCUGCUCCCUGCUCUCUACCCAGCUAUCCCCCCUCCUCUGUACAUCCCCAGGCAUCUAGCUCGAUGCUGCAGAAGUGGAAGCACCGGCUCUCCAUAUCCCCCAAGAAGCAGCAGCAGCAGCAGCAACGAGAGUCCAGCAUCAACAAAGCAGGUCAUGCACUCCAAGACACCCUCGUCACUCCCCUGGCGCAAGCCCAUGUCCGAGUAGACUCUGCCACUGCCAGCAUUAGCAGCUCAGCAGGCGCAUCAUCCACCCAUCACAGAGCCAUGCAGCAGCUCCAUGCAAACGGCAGCAACAUGAGUACACCGACACUUGCCUCUGCCAUCUCCAGUGAGGAAGGGUCUCUCCUCUCUACGCAAUCCAUAGGUCUACCACAGAGUACCGUGGCCAUCACUACAGGACAACUGCAAGAUCUGUAUAAGCGGCAAGGUCCAUUGCGUGGUGUAUCAGCAUGCCCUCAGUCGAUUCAGCCGAUACAACAAGCAGAUGUACCCGAAAAGACUUCAUCGCCCCCUUCAAGAUCAUCUAUGGACAUGGGAGACAACAUGUUUGCGGCACUUGGUCUUCAAUCGGUGGCACAACGCCCUGCGCAGCUCGUGAUUCAAACAACCGUCACCCAGAGUACGAGUCGGAAGACAAAUAGAUCAUUCUACAGCAAUGACGAUAAAGUGAGCUGGAUGGUCCAGUCGGCUGAGCAAUCAGAUGAGGAUGUCUUUACUGCAAGGGAACAAGCCCUCCAACGGCUUGAGUCGACUUCUCCCCGGCCAGCGCAUGACGAAGAGGUCACUGCUGCAUCUCCUCUUCCAUCCAAGGUAUCCGGAAUCGAGUUGCACGAUGACCAGGAAAUGGUUGCAACGUUGACUCAAGCGGCUGUCUGGGCAGACUCGUUUUACGAUGAAGAUUCAUUCAUCCAUGACCUCCCAAAACCCGGACUCCCUCAAUCACCCGCUGGCAGUGAUCGCUCAUCUCUGCGCAGAAUGACCACGGACGACUAUAAUGUUCUUGUACAAACCAUGGCCACAGCGCCAGACUCAGAAGAAGAUACCUACCAAGACGACGAGGAGGUCAUGGAAAAGCACGAACGCGAGUUGUCUUCAUGGAGAUCAAAACAAGAUUCUUCCAACAUGCUGUCCAAACAAGCACAACAGCCGGCAGAGCAAGACAUCUUCAAGCCACUCCCAAAAUACCGCAAGACGAAGCUCUCUCAGUCGGUCAAUGAAGUACCGCCCAGCAGGUCGUUGAGGGCGUUACCUGCAGACGACCCAGACGAUGAUAUCCCACUUGACCAGCUCUUCGCCCGUGACGUGGCAUUGAAGGAUAUGGCCGGUAUUCGAUUUAGUGCAUCGACGCCCAAUCUCCUUGAUCGACCAACUAUCUCGCCCAUUCAACCGCCUAGACGGCCAUUCGCAGGGGAACCACCCGCGCGAACAUACAGCAGCUCAUCGCUUCUUGGAUUGCACAAACAAAAUUCCAGCACGUCAGAUGUUGCGGAAGCCCCAAGAAAAUCACCCUUCCGCAAUACAAAUGGUAGUGGUGGUACAUUGCUGGAGCAAGCUGCACGGCAGCAAGAACGCAGGCAACAACUCAUGCGUGGUUCGAGUAGUGAUUCGACGACGUUCAGACCACUUGCAUCGACGAGCCUGCAAGCAUCUGCUUCGCCAUAUCGUAGUGCAUCACCUGCACGCCCAAGUAAUACCAGUCUCCGUGGUAUUUAUCCAAAAGAAAAUCCCGCACAGCAGCAACUUGAGCAGGUGGGCACACUCUCAACUAUGUUGAAUCACUACAUCAGCAUUGCACGCGCUGCACAACUAACAGCGCAAGAUGCAGAAGAACGUGUUGUGGCGCUUCAAACGCAACUCGAUGCAUUGAAUACCCUUGACCACAGCUUGCCUGGAUUCUUCAAUGAAAUGCAACGCACCGAAUCACCGUCACCUCUAACGAAGUCGCAACGACCCAAAUCUGAAGCCCCGUCCCUGUCACUCUCUCUGCGCAUGCCCGUCUUGCAAGCACCAAUUCCUCAACAAGGCGUACAAUCAAGUCUCAUCACACAACCAGCAAAACGGCCAGAAAGUGCCAUUAGCGCCACAAGUAGUAGCAUCUCGAAACGAUACAGACAACCACAAAUGCAAGCACACGCUUCUUUUGCAUCCGUUGGUUCUGCGAGUACGGGUUCACUGCCACCUGUUUCUCAAUCACGCUAUACGCCGCGUUUGUCCUUGAGCCCUACACAAUCGACUUGCGUGGAGACUGUUGGACAGCAAGAGAAUCAAAUGGAUGAAGAAGAGCUCUGGCAACGACUUGCCCAGCAAAAACGAAGACUUGGGAAAUCAACAUCUGCUUGAGGGUGCGGGAUCUUUUUGCGUGCAUCUUUUGUUUGUUGGCAAGAACAAAAAAUCGUCUUGUCUUUUUUCAUUUGGAUCAAUUUGCUAUCUUUCCCCGCUUCUUCAAUGCUUUGAUGCACAACACAGACGGCAGUCGUUCUUUUUUAGCUCCCACUCAUUCGUCUUUCUUAUCAGGUAGCAUGCCCAUUCAGCGUAAU
This is a messenger RNA of Protomyces lactucae-debilis, 2779 nucleotides long. RefSeq lists its product as uncharacterized. The record is from RefSeq and is a predicted model, not a curated record. The transcript has 2 exons. The coding region runs from base 117 to 2582 and encodes 821 amino acids. Lineage: Eukaryota; Fungi; Ascomycota; Taphrinomycetes; Taphrinales; Protomycetaceae.